Molecule: messenger RNA, 1018 nt
Organism: Gadus morhua (Atlantic cod)
Lineage: Eukaryota; Metazoa; Chordata; Actinopteri; Gadiformes; Gadidae
Gene: cmc1
Product: C-x(9)-C motif containing 1
Exons: 4
Coding region: 134-454 (106 amino acids)
Cellular component (GO): mitochondrion
Source: RefSeq, a predicted model, not a curated record
UUGUAGUUUUAUUACCGUUCUUCUUCCGGUAGCGGAAGUGUUUCGCGUGUCUUGGAGGUCAUUUUCGGUCGUCACAUUGCUUUCUGUCAUCUCCUGCUUUCAGACUACACCUGCAAACAGAAAACGAUACUCAAUGGAAGCCGUUCAAGCAGAGCCUAAACUGAGGCACGUGGAGACAGAUGUUCUGAUCCCCAAGAUGAUGAGAGAGAAGGCCAAGGAGCUCUGCCAUGAGAAAGUCCAAGCCUUUAACGUCUGCUGCAAGGACUCUGGCUUCCUGAUGGUGCUCAAAUGCAGGGAGCAGAACGCAGCCCUGAAGGAAUGCCUGACAGUCUACUACAGAGAUCCAGUCUUCUAUGAGGAGUGUAAGCAGGAGUACAUCAAGGAGAAGCUGGAGUUCCAGAGGACGGGAAUCGCCACCAAGAACAGGACGCAGAAGCUCCCGGCGAGCAUGUAGGCCCGACGCGCUCCGGGGACGGGAAGGAACGGGGACGGAACAGGGCGGGUUGGCUGAAGACCGGACGGGGCCUCACGGCGCCAUCGUGGAGGGCGCUGAGACCCUUCUGAUCCGGAGCUCAGUGAGGGCCAUUUGCCUCGUAAAUGAUGUGCUUCGCUGGCAUUUGGAGUGUGAAGAUUAAAAACAAUGUUGAUAAUAUCUUUGAUUCCUAUGAAGGGGUUCAGCUGUGCUGCGCCCUUGCGCCUCCAUCUUUGGUAAAGAUCUUGCACCACCCACACAUAGCUGGAUACAUCAGUAUGUCCCAUGUUGGUUGAAGACCUUUAUGCCUGUUAAGGGUUUAAGGGUUUAAGGCAUUAAGUUGAUGAGUUCACAUGUGUAGGGUAACCCAUCUAUGUGUACAUCUAUUAUAUUGACUCAGCUUUUGCUUUCAAGUGCAAAAAUGUCGCAACAUUUUUGUGCAUUGCUGCACAAUUGUUAAAUAAAAUGACAGCAUAUUGAUACCUGCAGUCAAGUUAAUAUUACAGAAAUGUUCACCCACUCUUCAUUAAAUUGUGUUUGUUUAUA